Molecule: messenger RNA, 545 nt
Organism: Drosophila santomea
Lineage: Eukaryota; Metazoa; Arthropoda; Insecta; Diptera; Drosophilidae
Gene: E(spl)m4-BFM
Product: enhancer of split m4 protein
Exons: 1
Coding region: 68-529 (153 amino acids)
Biological process (GO): sensory organ development; Notch signaling pathway
Source: RefSeq, a predicted model, not a curated record
CAACGCUUCGUACAGUACACAUCUCAGCUACACAGCAGCUAAACACAAAAUUCCAAAACACAUCAUCAUGUGCCAGAACAAGAUCAACACCAACAACAACACCAUGACCAUCAAGUCGAACAAGAAGCUGUCCUACAGCGUGAAGAAACUGCUGCAGAAGAUCUUCAAGCAGCAGCAGCGCGUCGAGGAGGAGCAGAAUCUGAAGAACGCCCUCAAGGCCAACUCUUUGGAGUCUCUGGAAUCCAUGGAGAACAGCCGCAACGCCGAUCUGGAGUCCGCCUCCAUUUGCGCCUCCCUCGAGUCCUGCGAGAACGAGGCCAACGAGCGUCUCUCCCAAUCCUGCGAAAUCGAGGACUACGAGUUCGAGCAACUGCCCACCGUUCCCGUUCACUUCGUCCGCACCGCUCACGGCACCUUCUUCUGGACCGCCGUCUCCGAUCUGCCAGCCGACAACGAUCUCGUCGAGCCCCUCUACUGCAGCACCUCCAACGCCAUCGCCAUCCCCCAGGAUCGUUGGGUUCAGGCCUAAGCUAUAUCAGCAUCCU